Nematostella vectensis (starlet sea anemone) is the source of this 2282-nucleotide messenger RNA. Its product is annotated as ankyrin repeat domain-containing protein 60. Bases 160 to 1494 code for a protein of 444 amino acids. The transcript has 3 exons. Gene Ontology annotation, molecular function: protein binding. The record is from RefSeq and is a predicted model, not a curated record. Lineage: Eukaryota; Metazoa; Cnidaria; Anthozoa; Actiniaria; Edwardsiidae.
UUUAUAAGUUUAUGUGCUAGUCCAUUAACUAUGGUUGCCAUGGCAAUAUACACGAACGAAGUUGCCAUUAUAACAAAAUGGCUGAAUAACACUCACAUUACAGCAAAGCCAGUCGACUUUUACAGUCAUUUAUCGCAUUAGAACUCCACUUAAACCCAAAUGGCUACUAAAAAGAAGAAAAAAGCCGUUAAAUCGGCGCCUUUUGAUAUAUAUAUACUUCUAACUGCAACGGGAGAGAGAUUUCUAUUAAAGAAAGUUUACGCCGAGAUGAAGAUCAGAGAACUGAAAAGCUACGCUGAACUUGUUGCUGGCAUCCCAAGCAACUUGCAGCGAUUACAGUACCUAGAUGAAGGAGACAUGUUGGAUGAUUCGGAUCUACGGCAUAACGACGUAGUAGCUAACGCUACGGUGAAUCUUAAACUGUGGCGAAGCUGGGACAGCUUGGUAGCCGCAGUAUGCAAAGGCGAUAUUGAGAAGACGUUCCAACAAGACAUUGUAAUCUCUAAGGAGUGGGAAAAACUGGAUCCUGUAUUGUACAAGAAUAAAAUGUCCGCAUGUAGCGACCGUGCGGGCGUUGCGUUAUUCAUAGCUGCGCAUAGAGGACAAGAGGGUUUAAUUCGUAAGUUAAUAGACGACGCCAAAGCAAAUGUCAAUAUGAAGACACCUUUCGGUCGUUCACCCCUUCAUGCGGCGGCCUCACAGGGGCAUUCGUCCACCAUAGACACCAUGCUGGAGAAAGGUGCCGACAUCGACGAGGAAGACACGCAGGGUAAAACGCCUCUUAUGGUAGCAAGCCAAUGUGGAUUUAAAGACAGCGAAAGACAUUUAUUUUUAUUCCAAUGGCAAACAAGAGCAGCUAAGAUGAAAUCAAAGACAGAAAAUAAGUCAUUGAUGAUGCACCAGCAGUUUGAUUCUCAGUUUCCAACUUGGAUAAGAGGGGGGUACGCACAGAUGUAUUUCUGUCAAACUCUCCCCCCGGGCGAGUUUGCAGGGACAGGGUUUAGUGCUCCACGUCGGAAGCCAAUCACUAGCCAAGAUUCUGAGAAGGACAUCAUUAGAGAUGAAACACUGUCAGAGCUGGAUGAUCUGCCAUCUGAGAGCCCUGAUGGCAGUCCUGACUGGUCAAGCCCACAGCAAGCUAGAGCACUGGUCAACCGGCGACUUCUAAGCAGCAAAUCACAUUUAUCAAAUGCAAGCUCAAAAUCGUCCACCUUUGAUGAAUGGCUUCAAGCAAAGAAUGAGAAAAAACAGAGAGAAAUUGAGAAAAAGAAGGAGGAAGAAGCCAGACAACAGAUGGAGAGAGAAAUGAGAAAAGCAAAAACGGGAAAGAGUUAUGCUGACUGGAAACAGGCCAAACAAAAGAAACAACAGUCCCCUGGUCCAGAAAUAAAAAAGGACAUAUCUCUGUACAAGGACAUAGAUGAUAGACAUAUGUUUGGGAUGAGUUUCCAGCAGUGGCUUAAUAAGAACUCUGGUCCAAACGUCUACAGCUGACAGUAGCUAGGCUGAUAGUCACUAGAGAAUGAUUUGCGGAUUUACGACCCCCCCCCCCCUUACGCCACACUUUUAUUUGCAUUUUCGAUUUUUGUCAGUAUGUUAAAACCUUUACCAUACCACUAGUUCAGUUGUUUUUGAUUAAUUUAAAUUUCAUAUUAGUACUACCACUGGAGAGAGGCACGAUGGCCCAUGGGAUGUAAUACGUACCUAUCGCAGGGCGGUGGAAACAGUGAGUGGCAAGGAUGUGACUGUGCUCUGUUUUCUGUAUGUCUUUGUAUUGUACCCCCUUCCCCAUUAUUUUGAUGCCUUAGCCCUGAGCUUAUUGGUACAGGCUCCACAUAUCCAAGCCAGAAUUGUUGUUUCCAAGUUUGAAUCUGGGUCUGGUCAGCUUGGGAUUUCAAGAAAGAUGCCAAAAACCAUGCAUACAAUCUUGCCUCUUAUCAAAUUUAAUUAACCGCUAAGAGAUUGGAAAUGCUGACCCAUGUCAUACAAUUCUAGUGACAGCACUAACUAUCCAAAUAAUUGGACGCCUUUUCGAAAUAAUUUAUACUUUCACUGAUUAAAAAUGGAUCAGAACCAUAUUAUGAAAUAACAUUAGUAUUCAAAGGUAGCAUUAUAUUUUUGUAUAAUUCGUAAAAAAAUAUAUGACAUGGAAAGCUUUACUAAUUAAUAAUUUCAGAAUUGCUGAUGGUCAAACUGACUAGUCUGUAUGUGUAGCUACAACAGGUAUAAAUUAGAAAUGUCUUAAAACUUGAAAAACAAAUAAAUUAUGAAUUGUAAACAAA